Miniopterus natalensis is the source of this 4034-nucleotide messenger RNA. The record is from RefSeq and is a predicted model, not a curated record. Lineage: Eukaryota; Metazoa; Chordata; Mammalia; Chiroptera; Miniopteridae.
AUGUGCGCAGUCAGCUCCAGCCCCCACCUGGCGGCCCGCCCUCCAGCUCGUGACGACCUGCAGAAACUGAAGGUCAGCUGCUCAGAUAAGCGUUCCGUUGACGUCUUUUCCCAGAACAGAGCUUGUUGUGUGUGGUACGUGUGUGAUGCAGGCUCCAGGUAUGCGUGUCCGCUCGCCCCUUCGUGUUUCUCCCGGACUGAGACCCCGUUGUGUCGCCUCCAGGUUGACAUCGUGGACAUAUGUGAGUCCAUCCUGGAGAGGAAGCGGCAUGACAGCGAAAGGUCUACGUGCAGCGUCCUGGAGCAGAAUGAUAUCGAAGCUGUCGAGGCUCUUGUUUGCAUGAGCUCCUGGGGCCAGAGAUCCCAGACUGGUGACCUGUUAAAGAUACGACCCCUCACACCUGUGUCUGACUCCGGGGAUGUCGCCACCGCUAUGCAUGUGGACGAAGCUACACCGGAGCUACAAAAGGACUUCCAUUCUCUGUCGACUCUGUGCAUGACUCCUCCUCAGAGUCCUGAUCUCAUGGAGCCAUCUACGAGGACACUUGUUCUUUCCCAAGUAACUGAUUCCAAAGCACACAUGGUCGUGGCCAUCCCCCCAGCCUCUGCUGGGGCAGCCAACAUCCUGAGCAGGAGGGAGGAGAGGAGCCUGCCUGGUUUGAAGCCAGAGCUGCUGGCGCCAGCCUCUGGCGCCCCCUGCAGGGCUAUGGCAACCAGUGUCAUCCACCACACAGUGGGGAGUACUGCUCCUGGCCACAUUCCUGCCACCCAGACUCAAGGACAACUUUCAGAAGACAGAGAAGGAGAAGCCCCGUUUCUGGGACAUACGGAAACUUUGCAGGACACACACCUCACGAACAGUUUACUCAACGUGAACUCAGCGUCCUGUCCACCUUGCUGGAAUAAGCCUGGUGACCUGAUUCCCCCUGACAAAGGCCAGCAGGCAGCUUGGCCAGUUGCAAUUCAAACCUGCUCACCAAAGAAUUAUGAAAAUGACUUGCCAGGGAAAGCCACCCCUCUGAUUUCUGUGCCCGUCCCCAGUCCCCCUGUCCUUUGCCAAAUGAUCCCUGUGACUGGGCAAAGUGGCGUGUUACCGGCUUUUUUGAAGCCCCCUCCCCACGUACCUUCUGGGACUGUCACACCCAUUCUACCCCACACUGCUCCAGUGCCCCAGCCUGUGUUCAUGGGACCAUCUGUGCCUCAGGGAGCUGUGAUGCUGGUCCUGCCCCAGGGGGCACUCCCCCAGCCCACCUCCUGCUCACCGGCAGGUGUCAUGGCUGCUGGGAAUACCAGGCUGUUGCCUCUUGCCCCGGCCCCAGUGUUCAUCGCCUCCAGUCACAACUGUGCCCCUCAGGUAGACUUUUCCCGAAGGAGGAACUAUGUCUGCAAUUUCCCAGGCUGCCGGAAAACCUACUUCAAAAGUUCCCACCUCAAGGCUCACCUCCGCACCCACACAGGGGAGAAGCCUUUCAGCUGCAGCUGGGACGGCUGUGACAAAAAGUUCGCCCGUUCCGACGAGCUGUCCCGCCACCGCAGGACUCACACCGGGGAGAAGAGGUUCGCGUGCCCCAUGUGUGACCGGCGCUUCAUGCGCAGCGACCACCUGACGAAGCACACCCGGCGCCAUGUAACCACCAAGAAGCCCCCCGGCUGGCAGGCAGACGGCAAGCUGAACAGAAUCGCCUCUGCAGAGAAGCCCCGGUGCCCGCCGGCCGCACGCCCGCCUCUGCCUGAACUGCUGGCCGCGGCGUUGCCCAUGGAACUUUAAAGGACUUCUUUCAGGUUCUCUCUCCCAGGAUCAUCGUCUCGGGUCCGAGGGAAAAGGAGAGGCUGGUUCUGAUGAAAGUAUGUUAACUGUUCUUCUUUGGUUGAGAAUCUACCCCACCCCGGUUCAGUGUCUUUUACAGUUUCAGAAGUUUUUUAAGGAAAUGGAAAAAAUUGGACGAUCUAAAUCACCAGCAUUCAAACAAACAUUUCGGCAAUAAAUUUUACAAAAUCUGGGUUUUUACAGCCUUUCUAUUCAUAUUUUGUAGAAAUGAGACAGGGUAUGACUUUAUACUGUUUUUUAUGAAAAGGUUUAUAUUGUUGGUACUCAGAUCACCAAUUUCUAGAUAGAUGAUUUAUUUUACAGUCUUCUUUUCAAUGUUUAAUGCUUUUAUAAUAACCCAACUUUCAAUAACCUUGGAACAUUAUUCAGCCAGAAGAAAAAAAAUCACGUUCGCAAUCAAGCCUUUUGGAUGCAAGAAUUUUUUAGAGUCAGAACUGGGUUGAUAGGGUCUCUUAAAGAAAUGGGGAGAAACUCUGCAAUCAGCUUCUUCGUAACAUUCUCAAGGGAUAUUCCAGGCAGCCCUUCCUUCACAGCUGUAGCCCAAGGACUUAAAAUUCUGGUUCAGCAGAACUAGCCACCUGUGUCCGUGGUGUGACUUUUGGAAGAUGUACCCAGAGCACAACUUAAAAACACUCGGUAGACAGCCGCCCUGUGUUCAGGGAGCCUCUGUAGGAUCAGUGUCUGCUCCGCUGAGAACACACCUUUUGCAGUUUCCUGUUUAUACCUCAAACACCAAAAUAAAAAAAGACAAUGUAAGUUCUCAGGCCCAGUUGCUCUGUCAGUGUCAGUUGACUUCUUUUACUGUGGCUUCAUCCAUAGUAUUUUGUGGGCAGAGCAGCUUAGAGGAAAAGGAAUGGCUUUGUUGGUGGGAGGAACUUCCCACCAAGUACAGCGUUGUGGUUUGUAUGCGGAAGCCAAGUGUACAUGCAGGCGGCCCAUCCCCAGUGUUCUGACUCCUUUAUUAAGAGCCAGAGGAAAUGCAAGUUAUGCUAAAUGGCACUGACACUACCCAGCUGCCCUUUCAUUCAUGUUGUUUGAAGGAAAUUGUUUUGAUCAAACAGAAAACUACUUGGAAUGGGGUGUUUCGCAGCCUGAUAGGAAAUAGGCCGUGGGCACCACGCUGAAGCUGUGGGAGCACAGGCCCUGGCUCCACGGCGACUGCACCAAGAAGCCACCGCGGCUGCUCUUGGGCAGCACCGGGAAUCCGGGCAGCAGAACACGUGGAAGGAACACGGGUGGUUUUCACUGUGCCGUAUGUGUUUAGAGUUUGUCUUUGCCUCUUAGUAUUGGCGUUUACCUUUAUUAAGAUGAUGGUAAGGUAAAAUAUUGAAUAAAUAGAAUUAGGCUCCGAUUUCAGGUCUUUUAAGUCUGAUAGUCAUCACCUGGUCAUUCAUUGGUUGAUACCAUUGAGUUGCCCUUUAGUGAGAACUGGUGACUGACAUGCCAUCUGUGGGCGCUGGCUGUGUGUUCGGGAGGCUUCCCUGCUUUUUGGACACUUGCUCUGUGUAGUAUGCCUCCUGGUCAUGAGACAUAGCACAGCCGUGCACCAGAGCAGCAAUUAGGUAUAUACAGCUGGUGUUUCCUCACUGCCUGGUCCUUUCUCUCCCCCAGUCGUACCUUAAAUCAGCACAAACAUUUCCCUGUGCAUGCCAUAGCUGGCAUUCCAUUCGGGUGUUUUCCUUAAUGUUAGUCCUACUACUGUGGUGGGUAAUACAAGGUCUUUGGGUAUUUGGUUGCUCGUCACAUUGAGUUUCAUUCUCUGAGCAGCAUCAUGUCUAAAGGAUAGAUGUGUUACACGUGGCUUUAAUUUACACCUCCAUUUCCUGAUUAGAUUUAGAAAUGCCUUGUCUGUAAGCAAACUGUUUUUUUUUUGGCCUUCUGUUUGUCCCCUGAAACACUUUCGUCUGAAGAAUUCUGUCCUGAGAACCAGAACCCUGUGGUUCAUUCCGCAUGGAGCCCCUCGGCCGGCCCGGGGCUCUGAGCAUCGGAGCAGAACGCCCCUGUGUGGCCGGUCCCCCAGUGCACUUUACUCCCUGAGCAGUUUUGCUUGACCCUUGUUGACUUUGAGCCUUUUAAGUAAUUUCAAUAAAAUUUUAAAUGUUUUGGAAAUGUUUUAUGUAACAGACCUGGACUUAAUUAUUUAAGUGAAUAUGUGUGAUGUAACUUCUUUCUUUGGAUAGUAUAAAACUCCAGAUUUGCAAACUGGA